This is a messenger RNA of Doryrhamphus excisus (bluestripe pipefish), 413 nucleotides long. It is a transcript of the gene npffl, whose product is annotated as neuropeptide FF-amide peptide precursor like. NCBI's taxonomy places the organism in Eukaryota, Metazoa, Chordata, Actinopteri, Syngnathiformes, Syngnathidae. The record is from RefSeq and is a predicted model, not a curated record. Gene Ontology annotation, molecular function: neuropeptide hormone activity.
AUGGACACAGCAGCAGUGGUGACCCUUUUGGUGGUGUUCAUGGUGCUAGCGGGCGGCGUCAGCCACGGUCUCCACAUCCAAGAUGGUCUGGACCACAACGAGGAGGCGCCAAGCAGCUCAGAGGAAAGCAUGGACAACCAACUGCCGGAGCUGGAGCGCAUCAAAGCAGACAACAGUAUGAACGAUCGUCUGCUGACGGCGCUGCUCAAAGCUCUGCUGCUGGGGUCUCAGAGACAAACCAGGAACUCUGUCCUCCAUCAGCCCCAGAGGUUUGGUCUCCCCUCCAGAGGGCCGCUCUUUUUGGAGGAUCAGAUGAAUUCCCCUGACUGGGAAGCGGCUCCUGGCCAGAUCUGGAGUAUGGCUGUGCCCCAGAGGUUUGGCAAGAAAUAGCGUAUAUAAACCCCGAAACGACC